CAAAAACAUGCCUGGUUCCUCCCUCUGGCUCCUCCCCCCACCAUCUCACCCCCUCAACACCCUCCUCCCCUCCCUCAUAAAAUCAACUUCCUCCCACUUCGCCUCCCCGCACACCUUCCUUCCCCACAUCACGCUAACAUCCGACAUCCCGCCUUCCACCUACGCAGCAGAUCCCCAGACAUGGCUUGACGGGCUCGCCCUCCCAGCUGGGAAGGACGUACAAGUCAAAUUUGAGGGUCUGGGCAGCGAGGCUGUGUUUUUCCGGAAAUUAUAUGUCAAGUGCGAGAAGAAUGGGGGCAUGAAAAUGUUGGGGAGGGUGUGUAGACAGGAGAUUGAUGGGGAGGAGGAGGUGGAGAAGUGGGUUGAGGGGGUGUGGACACCGCAUUUGAGCUUGUUGUAGUGAGUAUCGUUUUCUGUGUUGGGGUUGGGUAGGCUGAUGUUGGGUAGCCAUGACUGCGCAAAAGUUGAUGAGGAGGAGAUGGUGGAGGUCGAG
Dothidotthia symphoricarpi CBS 119687 is the source of this 493-nucleotide messenger RNA. RefSeq lists its product as uncharacterized. The transcript has a single exon. Gene Ontology annotation, molecular function: 2',3'-cyclic-nucleotide 3'-phosphodiesterase activity. The coding region runs from base 8 to 400 and encodes 130 amino acids. Gene Ontology annotation, biological process: cyclic nucleotide metabolic process. NCBI's taxonomy places the organism in Eukaryota, Fungi, Ascomycota, Dothideomycetes, Pleosporales, Dothidotthiaceae. The record is from RefSeq and is a predicted model, not a curated record.